AUGACCACCAACGCGUCACACCAAACCUCAGCGGCGACUUCGCUUUCUGAUCUCAACAAACCACCUAUUGUGUCCAACGACAGCGAGAAAGAUGUUCCGAUUGACACAAAAGACUCAGCAGCUCAACCAGUUGACGUGGAGAAAGAUGCCGAUUCUGAGCUCAACCGUGAGCUCUCACGUAUCAACACAGCCGACUAUCCUUCAGCCUUCCCCUUAACAAUGAUUGUCGUUGCCCUCUCUGCCAGCAUCUUUCUUGUCGCCCUUGACAUGACUAUUGUCGCUACUGCUAUUCCCAAGAUAACAGAUCAGUUUCACUCCCUCGACCAGGUCGGAUGGUACGGGUCUGCAUUCUUUCUUACAGUUGGCUCGUUCCAAGCCACGUGGGGCAAGGUGUACAAAUAUUUUCCUCUCAAAACCUCAUUUCUUGUCGGCAUCUUCAUCUUUGAGGUUGGGUCUUUGAUUUGUGCAGUUGCCAAUAAUUCAACCACUCUUAUCGUUGGACGAGCAAUUGCUGGCAUGGGCGGCGCUGGCAUCGCCUCCGGUUCCUACACCAUCAUCGCCUUCUCUGCUCCGCCCGCCCAACGACCGGCUCUCACUGGCAUUAUGGGUGCGACAUUUGGUAUAGCAUCGGUGAUUGGCCCUCUCUUGGGCGGUGUCUUCACUGACCAUCUGUCGUGGCGCUGGUGUUUCUAUAUAAAUCUCCCUAUCGGUGGAGUGGCAUGUGCUAUUAUCAUAGUUUUCUUCCACACUCCAAGGGCUGCGAAGCCUCAAACAGCAACUUGGAGGGAAAAGUUUUUACAGAUGGACUUCCCUGGCACCUUCACCCUCAUGGCAGCAAUUAUUUGUUAUCUCCUUGCCAUGCAAUGGGGAGGUGCUACAAAACCCUGGUCGGAUGGAUCCGUCAUCGCCACACUGGUCCUCUUUGGCGUUCUCCUCAUCGCUUUCAUCGUCAUCGAAUACUUCCAGGAUGAUCGUGCCCUCCUCCAAGGUCGCCUUUUGAAGGACCGUACCAUCGGAGCUCAGUCCGCUUACGUUAUGAUGAUCGCCGCGGGCUUCUUCGUACUUCUUUAUUACCUCCCGAUCUACUUUCAAGCUACGAAAAACGUCUCUGCUGCAAAAUCAGGGAUCAACAAUCUUCCCCUGGUUUUCGGAGCAAGCCUUUUCACCGUCAUCUGCGGUGUCUUGCUAACUGUAUGGGGACAAUAUGUACCUGUCAUGAUCUUUGGCUCAGCUGUGGCCACGAUUGGCUCUGGACUUAUCUACACACUUGAGAUUGAGAGCGGGAGCCCAAAAUGGAUUGGAUAUCAGGCUCUUGUCGGCAUUGGCAUCGGGCUGUGCUUUCAAAUACCUGUGAUCGUCGCCCAAGCCGUCGUCAAGCCCUCAGAUCUAUCUUCUGUCAGCGCUAUUAUCCUCUUCUUCCAAACAGUCGGAGGAGCUGUUUUCAUCUCUGCCGCGCAAGCAGGGUUCGUGAACAAAACACUCAAAGCUCUUGCUGUCAAGGCCCCAGAUAUCAACCCUGGCCUGGUAGUCGCCACCGGUGCCACUGAUUUAAGGAAGGUAUUCACCGAGGAGCAAAUACCGAGGAUCUUAUCUGCGUAUAUGGAAGGCUUGAAAGUUCCAUUCGCGAUGUGCAUUGCCUUUGCAGGGGUGAGCUUCGUCAUUGCCUUCGCACCAAGAUGGGAAAGUAUCAAGGGCAAGGUCAAACUGGAUGGUGGAGCUUGA
Exophiala aquamarina CBS 119918 is the source of this 1722-nucleotide messenger RNA. RefSeq lists its product as uncharacterized. The record is from RefSeq and is a predicted model, not a curated record. NCBI's taxonomy places the organism in Eukaryota, Fungi, Ascomycota, Eurotiomycetes, Chaetothyriales, Herpotrichiellaceae. The transcript has a single exon. The coding region runs from base 1 to 1722 and encodes 573 amino acids. Gene Ontology annotation, biological process: transmembrane transport. Gene Ontology annotation, molecular function: transmembrane transporter activity.